This is a messenger RNA of Andrographis paniculata, 2868 nucleotides long. RefSeq names its product hydroxyproline O-galactosyltransferase GALT6-like. Gene Ontology annotation, molecular function: galactosyltransferase activity; carbohydrate binding. NCBI's taxonomy places the organism in Eukaryota, Viridiplantae, Streptophyta, Magnoliopsida, Lamiales, Acanthaceae. The record is from RefSeq and is a predicted model, not a curated record. Bases 374 to 2368 code for a protein of 664 amino acids. Gene Ontology annotation, cellular component: Golgi membrane. The transcript has 7 exons.
CAAAAGAAAGGCUGCCCCUUUCUCUCUUCUCUCUCUUUCUCACUCCACCUAUACGUACAGCUGUGUGUAUAUAUAUAUAGAGAGAGAAAGAGGGAAGUACAGCACCUCUUGCUCAUAUGGAGACGUGUUGGCUGGCGCAGGCAAGCAGCUAUGCGUUGCUGACCUAACGACGCUCUCGCUUCUCUUGUUUGCUUCUUUAAUUGGGGAUUUUUGCGGCCGUUCUUCCGCGAAUUCUCACUCAUAGAGACGUAGUCUGUAAUUUGUCGCGUUGUUUCUGCUUUAUUGGAGGGUUUGAUCGGUCAGCUGGGGGUUGGGGGGGUUGAAUUGGACGGAUUUGGAGUCGGAUUUGGAGCGGCGGAGAGGUUUAUCGAACAUGAAAAGGGCGAAUUCGGACCUCCUGUUUUCGCUGAGUCGGCAGAGAUCAGUCCGUUUGCUGAUUGUGUUGGGGAUUCUGUACCUUAUUUUGGUGAUUUUCGAGUUUCCGUUCGUGUUAUUCGGUUCGGUGUCGCAGGAAGGGUUGUUCGGGAGCAGCAACGGAUUGUCGCAUUCGAAUUCGUUUUUGGUGGAGAGUGAAAGCAGUUUGGGGAGGAAGAAGAGCCGUCCGAUCGAUUUUCCGCAGAAAUCCAGGCCGGAGAGGAAGAUCAAGGAGGUCGGUAGAACGCCUCUGUCUGGAUUGAAUUUCAGCGCCGGCAUUGCUAAUUUGGGGGUGGAGAGUGGAAUUUCGAGCUCCGCGAAGUAUGCGCUCAAUCUCGGCAGCAAGGUGUGGCGCGAGCUCGAAUCGAUGGAUAUGAACGUCACGAAUUCGGAAUUCGGAAGUUCCGCAAACCUCAACCGCAGCAAUUCUGAGCUCUGUCCACACUCGAUUUCGAUAAACGGCGAUGAAUUCUCGAAGAAGGGGAGAGUGAUGGUGCUUCCCUGUGGACUGACGUUAGGUUCGCACAUAACUGUUGUAGGGAUUCCGAGAGCAGCUCAUCCCGAAACGGACCCGAAGAUCUCGUUGCUGAAUGAAGGUCAGUAUGUGAUGGUUUCGCAGUUCAUGAUGGAGCUGCAGGGGCUGAAGACGGUGGAAGGUGAAGAUCCACCGAGAAUCCUCCAUUUUAAUCCUCGAUUGAAAGGAGAUUGGAGCGGGAAGCCUGUGAUUGAGCAGAACACCUGUUACAGGAUGCAGUGGGGGACAUCCCAAAGGUGCGAGGGGUGGCGGUCCCGCGCCGACGAAGAGACAGUUGAUGGUUUGGUGAAAUGCGACAAGUGGAUACGGGAUGAUGACAAUGGGUCGGAGGAAUCGAAAGCUACAUGGUGGCUAAAGCGAUUAAUAGGACGGACUAAUAAGGUCUCGAUCGAUUGGCCGUUCCCUUUCGCCGAAGGAAAGUUAUUUGUGCUGACUCUUAGCGCCGGUUUGGAAGGCUACCAUGUCAGCGUCGACGGGAGACAUGUCACCUCGUUCCCAUAUCGUACCGGUUUUACGCUCGAGGACGCCACCGGAUUAUCGUUGAAUGGAGAUGUCGAUGCGCAUUCGAUCUUCGCGGCUUCGCUCCCAACUACGCACCCCAGUUUUGCUCCUCAGAGACAUCUCGAUUUGUCCGAAAUAUGGAAAGCACCUCCUGUUAGCAACGGGCAGGUCGAGCUGUUCAUCGGCAUUCUGUCGGCUGGCAACCACUUUGCUGAAAGGAUGGCUGUGAGGAAGUCUUGGAUGCAGCACAAGCUUAUCAAAUCUUCGAAUGUGGUUGCUCGUUUCUUCGUCGCAUUGCAUGCGAGGAAGGAGGUGAAUAUAGAGGUAAAGAAGGAAGCCGAGUUUUUCGAAGACAUUGUAAUAGUUCCGUACAUGGACAAUUACGACCUCGUCGUGCUGAAAACCGUUGCCAUCUUCGACUACGGGGUGCGGACUCUAUCCGCAAAGUACAUAAUGAAGGGCGACGAUGACACGUUCGUGAGAGUUGAUGCAAUCAUCAGCGAGGCGAAGAAAGUCCCGGCAGGCAAGAGUCUGUACAUCGGAAACAUAAAUUACUAUCACAAGCCUUUGCGCAGUGGUAAAUGGUCUGUUACGUAUGAGGAAUGGCCGGAGGAAGAAUACCCACCAUACGCCAACGGGCCAGGCUACAUUGUGUCGUCCGACAUUGCGCGUCCUAUUCUUGCCGACUUUGAGAGCAACAAAUUACGGCUGUUCAAAAUGGAAGACGUGAGCGUAGGAAUGUGGGUCGAGAAGGUGAACAGCACCCGGCCCGUGGAGUACGUCCACAGCUUGAAGUUCUGCCAGUUCGGGUGCAUCGACGACUACAUAACCGCGCAUUACCAGUCCCCUCGACAGAUGAUCUGUCUCUGGAACAAACUCGAGAAGCAAGGCAGGCCGUCGUGCUGCAAUGUGAGAUGACACUCGGCUAUUAUUAUUAUUACGAUUGAUUGAUCACCGACAGUAUCGACAACCACAGAGCUUCUUCGACCUCUCUCUGCCUGGAAACAAUCGGAUGGACAAAUUUUGCAGCGAUAGUGUUAUCUAAGCCUCCGGAUGCGCGCGACUGCGAACACUUCUUGGAGGGACGCCGGUAAGUCUUUCUUGAAACGUCGUGUUUUUCGUUUACUUGGUGUUCGAGGAGUGUCGGAGCUGUGUUCAUCCGAGGAUGGAAGUAUAUAUAUAUACAUAUAUCUAUAGUUAUAUAUAUAUAUAUCUAUAUAUAGAUAUAUGUAUGUUCUAUGAAUCUCAAAUGUUUUUGUUGUUUUAGGUCUUUUGAUUUUGUUUGCUGGGAUAAUUUGAAGGGAUAUAUAUAUAUAUAUAUAGAAGUGUACAGUUUGGGAUCGGAAUAUGAUGGUUUUAUUUGGAAUUUAAGUAGUUUACAGGAAUAUUUUCAUGCGCUAGAGCUAUUAAAUGGAGCA